Molecule: messenger RNA, 408 nt
Organism: Cladophialophora psammophila CBS 110553
Lineage: Eukaryota; Fungi; Ascomycota; Eurotiomycetes; Chaetothyriales; Herpotrichiellaceae
Product: small subunit ribosomal protein S24e
Exons: 2
Coding region: 1-408 (135 amino acids)
Biological process (GO): translation
Cellular component (GO): ribosome
Molecular function (GO): structural constituent of ribosome
Source: RefSeq, a predicted model, not a curated record
AUGGCCGACUCACCGGUCACCAUCCGAACUCGCAAGUUCAUCACCAACCGACUUUUGUCGCGAAAGCAGAUGGUCCUUGAUGUCCUCCACCCCAACCGCCCCAAUGUCUCCAAAGACGACCUCCGCGCCAAGCUGGCCGAAGUCUACAAAUCCAACAAGGACCAGAUCAACGUGUUCGGUAUGCGGACGCAAUACGGUGGCGGCAAGUCCACCGGCUUCGCUCUCAUCUACGACUCGGUCGAGGCCAUGAAGAAAUUCGAGCCGCACUACAGAUUGGUCAGAGUGGGCCAUGCCACCAAGAUCGAGAAGGCCAGCAGACAGCAACGCAAGCAGCGCAAGAAUCGGUCGAAGGAGCUCAGAGGCACGGCCAAGACAAAGGGUGCCAAGAAGAGCAAGAAGGAGAAAUAA